Messenger RNA from Penicillium atrosanguineum, 2364 nucleotides. Its product is annotated as GH92 family glycosyl hydrolase. The record is from RefSeq and is a predicted model, not a curated record. Gene Ontology annotation, cellular component: nucleus; cytosol. Gene Ontology annotation, biological process: glycoprotein catabolic process; protein quality control for misfolded or incompletely synthesized proteins; protein deglycosylation. The transcript has 2 exons. Gene Ontology annotation, molecular function: peptide-N4-(N-acetyl-beta-glucosaminyl)asparagine amidase activity; carbohydrate binding. NCBI's taxonomy places the organism in Eukaryota, Fungi, Ascomycota, Eurotiomycetes, Eurotiales, Aspergillaceae. The coding region runs from base 1 to 2364 and encodes 787 amino acids.
AUGCCUUUCCUUCAAGGCAUCCUCAGCCUAGCUCUCGCCUCAGCAACACUAGCAGCAAAAGAUGACCUCAGUCACGUAAAACCCCUUAUCGGCUCCACAAACGGCGGCAACGUCUUCGCCGGCGCAAGUCUCCCCUACGGCCUUGCCAAACCCGUCGCUGACGUCGACGGACAAAAUACAGGCGGAUUCUCAACGGAUGGAAGCAAUGUAACCGGCUUCUCGCAUAUGCAUGAUAGCGGAACGGGCGGGAAUCCCUCUAUGGGUCAAUUUCCCCUGUUCCCGCAGACCUGUGCGGAUAAUGUCGUUGAUAAAUGCAAGUUUCCUAAGAUGGCGCGUGCGACACCGUAUAAGAUGGGCUCGGUGGAUGCGAAGCCGGGGUACUUUGCGCUUGAGCUGCAAAGUGGGGUGAAGGCGGAGAUGACUGUUUCGCGGCGUGCGGCACUUUAUCGGUUUACGUUCCCCGAGGAAAUGACUGCGGAUGGGAGUUUAUUGGAUCCGUUGAUAUCGUUGGAUUUGACAGAUCUUUGGGAUAGUCGGCAGAAUGCGACUGUUAGUGUUGAAUCGGAGGCUGGAAGGAUCAAGGGGAAUGGAACAUUCUUGCCGAGUUUUGGAGCUGGAUAUUAUCAGGCUUUCUUCUGUGCUGAUUUUGUAGGCGCGGAGGUGAAGGAUAGUGGGAUCUGGGUGAAUGAUCGUGCGGGCUCGGAGCCGAAGGAGCUAUUUGUUACUCGGGGAUUCAACAAUUUCUAUCUUCAGGCUGGUGGAUAUAUGAGCUUCGAGAGGCCUGUUGAUGGGGUUGUCACUGCGCGGGUUGGUGUUAGCUAUGUUAGCACUGAGCAGGCCUGCUCGAAUGCUGAGAAAGAGAUCCCGGAUCCGCUUGGCGGUUUCGAUAAACUACGACAGAGCGCCGAAGAUGCAUGGAGCGAGAAGCUCGAACCAAUUAAGAUUACGUCAGGCGGCACGACCGACAAUAUGCUCGCUGCCUUCUGGAGUGGCAUCUACAGGACUAUGCUCUCGCCUCAAGACUUGACUGGAGAGAACCCUCUUUGGCAGAGUGAUGAGCCUUAUUUCGACUCUUUCUAUUGCUUAUGGGAUGCCUUCCGAGCGCAGCACCCGCUCCUAACCAUCUUGGAUCCUCAGGCUCAGUCUCGCAUGGUCCGCAGUCUGCUCGACACCUUCAAGCAUGAAGGAUGGCUGCCCGAUUGCCGCAUGUCCCUCUGCAAAGGAUGGACGCAAGGCGGUUCCAAUGCCGACGUGGUCAUCGCGGACGCAUACGUCAAGAACUUGACCGGUAUUGACUGGGAGCUUGCAUACAAUGGCAUGGUCAAUGAUGCUGAGAAUGAACCGUUGGAAUGGUCAUAUGAAGGACGUGGGGGUCUUCAGAGCUGGAAACGAUUGAACUACAUUCCAUACCUCGACUUUGACUACCUCGGAUUUGGUACAAAUUCUCGCAGUAUCUCGCGGACAUUGGAGUAUGCCUACAAUGACUACGUUCUCUCGAUUGUGGCCAAGGGUCUUGGCAAAGGGGAUCACACAAAAUACCUAUCUCGCGCUGACAAUUGGCAGAAUAUUUUCAAAGAAGACCAGACUUCAUUCCUGGCAAACGGGACUGAUACUGGCUUCAGGGGUUUCUUCCAACCGAAGUACCUAAAUGGCACUUGGGGCUUCCAAGAUCCUAUCGCUUGCAGUGCUUUGGCCACAUUCUGCUCUCUGACUUCCAAUCCAUCUGAGACAUUCGAGUCCAGCAUUUGGGAGUAUCUCUUCUACGUUCCCCAUGAUAUCGCCCAAUUGAUCAAGUUCAUUGGUGGCCCCAAGGAAUUUGUGGCUCGCCUAGACUACUUCCACGAGUCAGGUUUGGCCGAUAUCGGCAAUGAGCCCGUCUUUCUUACAGUGUAUGAGUACCACUAUGCCGGUCGUCCAGCACUCUCCGCACGCCGGGCCCACAGCUACAUCCCCGCGUCGUUCAACGCAACCUAUAGCGGCCUGCCUGGAAAUGACGAUUCCGGUGCUAUGGGCUCAUUUUUGGCCUGGAGCAUGAUGGGCUUGUUCCCGAACCCAGGACAGAACGUGUAUCUCAUCACCCCUCCAUUCUUCGAGGCGGUUGAAAUCACCCAUCCGGAAACAAAGCAGACAGCUAUCAUCCGCAACGUCAACUUCGAUAAGACAUAUGAGAAUAUAUAUAUCCAAAGCGCCAAGCUCAAUGGCAAGCCAUAUACAAAGAGCUGGAUCGGACAUGAGUUUUUUACUGAGGGUAUGACGCUCGAGCUGACGCUGGGCGACAAGGAGAGUAACUGGGGCACAAGCAAGGAGGACUUGCCUCCGAGUUUGAGCGAUGGCAUUGCACAAGAUGAGAUGCAGGUUGCAUAG